Molecule: messenger RNA, 6198 nt
Organism: Dermatophagoides pteronyssinus (European house dust mite)
Lineage: Eukaryota; Metazoa; Arthropoda; Arachnida; Sarcoptiformes; Pyroglyphidae
Gene: polybromo
Product: protein polybromo
Biological process (GO): chromatin remodeling; transcription elongation by RNA polymerase II
Cellular component (GO): RSC-type complex; SWI/SNF complex
Molecular function (GO): protein binding; chromatin binding
Source: RefSeq, a predicted model, not a curated record
UUGUCAGGGAAUAUUAUUUUUAGUUUGCAAAAAAAAGAGAGUGUGAACAAAAAAAAAGAAGAAAAAGAAAAAAAAAGUAAAACCAAGUCUCGAUCCAGUCUUGUGUGUGUGUAUGGUGUGUGUAUAUUUGAUUAUAUAUUGCCGCCGUUUUUUGAAAAUUUAAAAAACAAAAUUGAAUUGAAUGUUUAGUGAUUAAUAAAUAAAUAGGAUGCCUAAACGAAAAAAAUCCGGAUUUGAUGAUGGAUCGGAUUGUGGUAAACGUCGAAAAUAUGAUCUGUCGGAACAGUUACAAGAAUUGAUUGAAUCACUUCGAAAUUAUAAAACAUCACAAGGUAAAUUAUUAUGUGAAACAUUUAUGCGUGCACCAAAACGUCGAACAUUGGCUGAAUAUUAUGAAAAAGUAUCGACACCAAUCGAUCUGUUACGUAUACAACAAAAGAUUCGUAUGGAUGAAUAUGAUGAUCUUGAUCAAUUUGAAUCCGAUAUUAAAUUAUUGAUCAACAAUACAAAAGCAUUUUUUACACCAGACACUACUGAAUAUGCAGAUGCUGUAAAAUUAUGGGAUGUAUAUGUUGAUUUAAAAAAUCAAAUAUUCGGUUCAUCAAGUAGUACGGCCAGUUCGGAUGAAUCAUCAAUAGCAGCUGAAUGUAAAAAUGAUUCGGCUGAUGAAAAAUCCGAAGAAGCAGACGCUUCAUCAAUCAUAGACAGUGGUAGUGUUGAUGAUGAAGAUCCAUUUGAAGAAUUAUUCGGUGCUAUUAUGUCGGCCGUUAGUGAUGAUGGUCGACAAUUAUCAACAAUGUUUGAAUUAUUACCAUCACGUGCUGCUUAUCCAGAUUAUUAUGAUAUUGUAACCGAACCAAUUGAUUUGAAAAUGAUUGCAUCACGUAUACAAAAUCAUGAAUAUAAUAAUUUAAAUGAUUUGGAAAAAGAUUUAAUAUUAAUGAUACGUAAUGCUAAAAUGUAUAAUGCACCCGGGUCACAAAUUUAUAAAGAUGCUAAUGCAUUAAAACGUACUGUUCAACAGAAAAGAUCCGAAAUCGAAACAAGACGUACAACACCGGCUGCUAAAUCAUCCGAAAGAAUACGUGCUAAACGUCAAAAUCCAUUUGGUCAACAAAAUAAAUGGAGUUCAAUAGCGGCUGCGUUAAAAUAUGAUGAAGAUGGUCAAGGAACAUCUACAACAGCUGAUAAUGAUGAUGAUUUUGAGGAAAAUGAAUUGAAUUUUUCCGAUUCUGAACAUGAUCAAGAUGAUAAUAAAGAUUCGAAUCCACAUUGGAUGCUUUAUAAUGCUGUUUAUGAAACACCACAUUCUGAACCAUUUUUUCGUUUACCAUCACGUCGUAUUUAUCCGGAUUAUUAUAAAGAAAUUAAACAUCCAAUUUCACUUGGACAAAUUGGAAAUCGUAUUAAAACCAAUCAAUAUGAACGUAUUUCUGAUUUAUUGGAUGAUUUGAAAUUAGUGUUUGACAAUGCUAUGAAUUAUAAUCGUCCUGAUUCAAAAAUUUAUAAAAAUGCAGCCAAAUUAAAGAAAAUAUUACAGAUGAAAGCUCGUGAAAUAAUGUCCGUUUAUAAAGAUGAAGGUGGUGAAGAUGAUGAUGAUGAAUAUGAUGAUGAUGAUGAAGAUGGUGCCGAUACAGCAUAUGAUGAUGAUGAUAAUGAUGGUGGUGGUGGUGAUUCAAAUCUAAUGAUACCAUCACCAACUAAAAAAAGUAAAGCCGGUCAAAAACCAUCACGUUCAUCGAAACGAUCUAUGGUGAAUGCAAUGUCACAAGAACUUAAAAAUGUACGCCGUUCACAAAAAGCUAUUAAUUCGCAACAAAAAUCUCGAAUGAUUACUUUAUAUCGAACAGUUUUACAUUCGGAUGAUAAUGGUCGUUUGUUAAUCGAUCCGUUUAUGGAAAAACCAUCACGAAAAUUGUAUCCAGAUUAUUAUGAUGUUAUUGAACGGCCUAUCGAUAUGAAAACAAUUGAGUCAAAAAUUCGUAAUAAUCUUUAUGAAUCCGAAACUGCAUUAGUCAAUGAUUUUCGUUUGAUGUUUUCCAAUUGUCGACGUUAUAAUGAAGAUGGUUCGCUUAUUUAUCAAGAUGCUGAUCGUCUUGAACAAAUAAUGGAUUCAAAAAUUCUUGAACUUGGACCAUCACAAAAUCAAAUGACCAAUCAAUUAGAUUCGACUGGACAACGAAUGAAAAAAGAACGUAUACGACCAUCAUCAGCUAUACAGCUGAAAAUGAAACAAUUAUUUGAUGCUGUACAAAGUUAUAGAGAUAUACGUGGACGACAAUUAUCAUCAAUAUUUAUGAAACUUCCAUCACGUACUGAUUUCCCAGAUUAUUAUGAAGUAAUUGCUAAACCAUUAUGUUUAGAAAAAAUAAAUCAACGUAUCAAAAAUUGUGUAUAUGAAACUGUUGAAGAUUUAUUAUCCGAUAUAAUAUUAAUGUUAGAUAAUGCUUGUAAAUAUAAUGAACCUGAUUCACAAAUAUUUAAAGAUGCAUUAACAUUGCAACAAGUUGCAUUACAAACAAAAAUUGGUUUAAAUGUUGAUACUGUUAAUGGAAUACCUGAUGUUAAAAUUAUUGUACAAGAUUUAUUAACAAAUUUGUUCAUUUCAGUUUAUACACAUCAAGAUGAAGAAGGUCGUUGUUUUUCUGAUUCAAUAAACGAAUUAACCGAAACUAAUCCUACAGAAUUGAAAACAUUAAAUUUUGAUAUAAUUAAACGUAAUCUUAAUCUUGGUCGAUAUCGUCGAUUGGAUCGUUUUCAACAAGAUAUGUUUGAUGUAUUUGAAAGAUCACGUAAAGUAUCACGUACUGAUUCACAAGCAUUUGAAGAUUCAAUUGAAUUACAAAGUCAUUUUAUUGCAAAACGAAAUGAAUUAUGUAGUAAUGGUGAACUUUUAUCAUCAAAAGCAUUAAAUUAUACUUUGAAUACAUUACAAAUUCAUAUUGAAAAUUUAAGACAAGAAAAAGUUCCAAAAGAAUUAUCCGAAGAAGAAUCUAAUCGACAAUCAAUGGAUACGGAUAAAGAAAUUGAUACGGUUAAUAAUACAAGUUCAAUGUCCAUUGGUGGACCAAUGCAAACAAUCAAUGAAGAUGAAACAAUAUUUUAUCAAGAUCUUAUGCUUAAAGUUGGUGAUUUUGUCUAUGUUGAACCACAUGAUAAAAAUCUUGAUCCACAUAUUGUUUACAUUGAAAGUUUUAAAAAAGAUAAUACUGGACAAGCAUUAAUAUAUGGUUGUUGGUUUUAUCGACCACCCGAAACAUUUCAUUUAGCAUCGAGAAAAUUUUUAGAAAAAGAAGUUUUUAAAAGUGAUAAUUUUACUACAACACCCAUAUCACAAGUAAAAGGUAAAUGCUGUGUUAUGUUUGUCAAAGAUUAUUUCCGCUGUCAACCGAUUAAUAUUGAUGAUAAAGAUGUUUAUGUUUGUGAAUCACGAUAUACAAGCAAAGGAAAAUCAUUCAAAAAGAUUAAAAUUUGGCCUUGUCUUCAGAAUACACCAUACAUAAUGCGAGCCAAUUUAUUACCAAUGUCACGUGUACCAUCAGUUUUUGCUAAAAAUCGUCAAAAUAUUACCACUGCUGGUGGUAGUGAUGGUAAACCUGUAAUGAUUGAAACUGGUGAUGAAAUUUCUGCCAAUGAUGAUGUAAUGGCUCCGGUAACUGAAAGCACUGAUUGUUCGGUAUUGGAUGUUCCACGGCCGAAUGUACCUUGUCCACCACCAAUCGAUUGUCCUGUAGAUCCUAGUGUUCAGAUUCAAUUCUAUGAACAAUUUUCAAUUCCAGCUGGAACAUUCCGUGUUGGUGAUUGUUGUUAUGUUCGUACAGAUCAGGAACGAAAUUUAAUCUGUCGAAUCGAUCGUAUGUGGGUCGAUCAUGAUGGUAAUCCAUAUUUUCAUGGACCAUGGUAUGUUCAACAAGCUGAAUUACCUCCCACUACUAUUGGAUCAUUUUAUCCACAAGAAGUGUUUCUUAGUUCAAUUGAAGAUACGAAUCCAUUAUUAUCCAUUUGUGAACGUUGUUCAGUGUUAGAUACUAAAGAUUAUUGUACUUUACGACCAACAGAAUUUAUGGAAAAAGAUGUUUAUGUUUGUGAAAUUCGUUACCUGGAACAUGAGAAAAAAUUCGAACCAUUACCUGAAUGUGGUUUGAAAAAAUUUCAUCUUCAAAAUCCAGCAACCGUAAUUGAUGAAAUUUUUCGAUUCCGUACUCCAUUAGUUUUGACUAAAGCAAAUCAUCAAUUACCACAAGUAAUCGAAGAUCCUAAUCAUCCACUUUAUCAAAAAUUGAUUGCUCAACAACAAUCACAUCAACAAGGAUUAUCAUCUACAAUUGAUCCAGCUCAAUUGAUGGUUUCCGAUUCACUUUUAUCAUCGGUUCAAGAUGAUUCUACAAAUGAUACAGUUACCGGUAUCAGUAUUACACCAUCAACAAGUAUUAUGCCACCACCAGGAACUCCUGCUGCUGCUGCUGGAAUGACAGUAUCGAAUACCCCUAUGCCAAUUGGUAUUCAAAUGAAUGUUACACCGAAUGGUUCAUUCAGGACUAAUAAUGGACAGAUUUUACCUGGUACACCGGUUACCACACCAAUCGUUACACCUUCAGCUAUAAUUUCUAACAAUGGUAUUUCCACACCAAUUACAUCAAGUGGAAAUAAUAGUAAAAAAAAGCCAGCUACAAAACGUUUGGUUACUGGUUAUAUUAUCUUUGCUUCUGAAUGUCGUCGAUCAGUUGUCGAAGCAAAUCCUGAAUGUUCAUUUGGUGAUAUUAGUCGUAUAAUUGGUAAUCAAUGGAAAUUAUUGACACCCGAACAGAAAAAUGAUUUUGAACAACGAGCAGCAAAACAAAAUGCCGAAGUAAAAGAAUUAGUUGCUGCUGAAAAAGCAUUACAAGAAUCUUUGGGCCCAUCAUCACCAGCUCCACAACCUGGACAGCCAAUGGAAAAUUGUGUAUUCGAAUGUCAUUGGGCCAAUAAAUGUGAUUACCAAUUCGAAGAUGCUCAAGAUCUUUUCGAACAUUUAACUGGAGAACCGAAUGGACAUGUUUGGAUUUCAUAUGCAGAUACUAAGGAUAAAGAACCGGGUGAAUUUCAAUGUAUGUUUCAUGGUUGUGGACGAGUUAAGAAAGGAGCCACACCUUUUCCAAGUAUUCAACGAUUGAUUCGACACUGUAAAGAAGUUCAUAUUAACAAACAGAUACCAAAAUUUCUUGAUCCAGCAAAACGUUCAAAGAAUUUUUUUCCAUCAUCUAAAUUGGCUGCAGCUACAAUGGAUCACAAUAGUCAAGGUUCUUUUAUACAAACCGGACAGCCAGGUACCAUUCCAAAAACGGGCACAACAACUACAAUUAUGCAGGGAGGACAAACAUAUCAAACAAUUAAUAUUCAACAUCAACCGCAAUUGACAUUGGGUCAACAUCAGGUGACUACAUCUACCAUUCCGAUUAUGACUCAACAAGGACAUCAAACUAUUGUUACUACACCACAUGGUACAGCACAAUUAGUGACAACUACCGGACAAGGUGGACAAACAUUCAUUUCUCAACAUCCAUUGAUCGCAACACAAUCCGGUCAAACUUUUCAAGGUGUUCUCCAUCAUCAUCAUCCUAAUCAAUCGACCGUUGUUCAAUCUGUUCCUCAAUCGACAAUCCAGUUUCAGGCUAAUGGGCAACAAAUUCAGUUACAAACCACUCAAAAUGCCCCUCAAUCAAUACCGACUCAAAUACAUAAGACAAGUGUUGGAGUUCAGGUGAAACCAGCAGAGCCACUUUUUGUUCAACCACCAAGAACUAAUCGUUUGGUACAUAGUCAAGCAUACAUGAAAUACAUUGAAAAUCUAAAGCCAGAUCGUCGAUUUAUUUCAUCAUGGGAUCGUCAAUUACAGGCGAAAAAACCCGAAAAUGUUUACUCUUUAGCACGGCAGAAUCAUUCUGCUUUGAGUAAUUGGCUGGAAAAUGGUCCGGGUGCCAAUCAUGGCACAAUCGAAAACGCUUUAUGGGCAUUGCGAAAUUUUAUGCACAAAGAUGCAUUAAAUUUAGCUCAAAAUUGUUAACAAUAUUAAUUUUUUUCAGACAUUAAUCAUUUUUAUUUCAUUCGACAUUUGUUUGCUAUUCAGUCGCACUUGUCUGUGUGUGUGUGUAAUGUAAUUUAGUUAAAUUUUUUUGAUAAGAUAUCAAAUAAAACCAAAUAUAUUUUUUUUGAAAGGAA